This is a messenger RNA of Caenorhabditis remanei, 393 nucleotides long. RefSeq lists its product as uncharacterized. The transcript has 3 exons. NCBI's taxonomy places the organism in Eukaryota, Metazoa, Nematoda, Chromadorea, Rhabditida, Rhabditidae. The coding region runs from base 1 to 393 and encodes 130 amino acids. The record is from RefSeq and is a predicted model, not a curated record.
AUGAACGCCACUGAAACUAGAAAAGUCAUCACCCUCCUCACUAAGUUCUGUCUGUCCUUCUGUUCAGCUGCAAUAUUCCGUACUAAUCAUCAUUUCCCGAAGAUUUGCGGCUCUAUUAUAUCUAUUUAUUAUCUGACCUUUCUCUUCGUAUGCAGUCAUAACCCAACCCCAUCAUGGAUCCGAGUCUUGGAGACCGAGCUAUUGAUUGGAUACUUUGCUGUAAUGGUCAAAGUUUAUUGGACGGGAGAAGAAAUGAUGGGGUCCGAUCUCAAUUGGCUUCUCGUCACUUUCAUAGCGCUAGUUGCCCAUCGUAUCGUCCUGUGGUUCCACCACAAAGCAGAGCAACAAAAGUUGGAGCAGUACAGACUGAACCCCGAGGCUGCUACGGACUAG